CCCUCCGCCGCCCGGGGAGGCGGCGGGACCAUGGCCGCCCGGAGGGACUCGGCGUGGCAGUGCUGGUGGGGGCUCGCCAUGGUUUUCCUCAGGACCGUCGUGUCCCGUUCCAUCGUCCUGGAACCCAUCUACUGGAACUCCUCCAACCCCAAGUUUCUACCAGGACAAGGACUGGUACUAUAUCCACAGAUAGGAGACAAACUGGAUAUUAUCUGCCCAAAGGUGGAUUCUAAAACUGUUGGCCAAUAUGAAUAUUAUAAGGUUUAUAUGGUUGAUAAAGACCAAGCAGAUCGAUGCACUAUUAAAAAGGACAACACACCUCUGCUCAACUGUGCCAAGCCAGACCAAGACGUUAAAUUUACCAUCAAGUUUCAAGAGUUCAGCCCUAACCUCUGGGGUUUAGAAUUUCAGAAAAACAAAGAUUAUUACAUUAUAUCUACAUCAAAUGGGUCUUUGGAGGGCCUGGAUAACCAGGAGGGAGGGGUGUGCCAGACAAAAGCCAUGAAGAUCCUCAUGAAAGUUGGACAAGAUGCCAGUUCAGCUGGGUCAGCCCAAACCGAUCCGACCAGACGCCCAGAAAUAGAAGCUGGCACCAAUGGAAGAAGUUCAACAACAAGUCCAUUUGUAAAGACAAAUUCAGGUUCUAGCACAGAUGGCAAUAGUGCUGGACAUUCUGGGAACAAUAUCCUGGGUUCCGAGGUGGCCUUAUUUGCAGGGAUCGCUUCAGGGUGCAUCAUCUUCAUCGUCAUCAUCAUCACUCUGGUGGUUCUUCUACUGAAAUACCGGAGAAGACACAGGAAGCACUCGCCACAGCACACGACAACACUGUCACUCAGUACGUUAGCUACUCCAAAGCGUAGUGGCAAUAACAAUGGCUCCGAGCCCAGUGACAUUAUCAUUCCACUAAGGACUGCAGACAGUGUUUUCUGUCCUCACUAUGAGAAAGUCAGCGGAGAUUACGGGCACCCGGUCUACAUAGUCCAGGAGAUGCCUCCUCAGAGUCCAGCAAACAUUUACUACAAGGUCUGAAAGAAUGCUGUGGCAUCCCUUUGAUUUCCCAGAGGAAAACCUACCGGUCAGAUGCUUUCAUUCCGUUGAGGGGUUUUGGUGACACCUGGUGCGAUAGGAUUGACUGAAGCACAGCGGGCGGAGAGUAGUGCCCCAUCUCAGAGAGCCUGUUUGAGCUGGACAGCUUAUCUAGUCUGUAGAAUUUCUGUCUCGGUGAAUAAUUGUUCACCCGAAGCUGGAAGAUGUGCUGUAGAAGAUACCCAUUCUGACGGCCGUACUCUUGUUACAUUCAUCAUCCUCUAAGCCAUGCACUGCAAGCAUUCAGGCAUGUUCAGAAGCCAAGGGAAGAUGGAGUGAGUUGGGAACCUUAAUAGUUCUAGUCAUCCUGGGAACGUGCUCUAGGAUAUCAAGCUUGAAAUGCAAUCUUCUGACUGUGUGUGUUUUUUCUCUCCGCGCAUACUGGAUUUGUCGCACAGACUCCGGCGAUUCAGUAAGACUUUAAAGUUCUCUUGCUUUUAGUCCAUCACUGUUACACAUCUGUUAUCCAGGUUCUGCCAUCCUUCACGUGAGACUCGCUUUUUCACUCCAUACCGUGCGUCACUAACGGAACAUUAAUGUUUGGAGUCCCGUGCUCUGCGCCCCACUUGCUGCAGUAGCCACGGUUGAAUGGGUAAUACGCUUAUAGGACUUGUGUUUGCCAAUAAGGAGCCUUCCAGACAGACGAUAGGCUGUCAGCAGAGUAAAACUAGGAGCCUGUGGAUGGGGGUUAGAGGGGAGGGCUGAAUGGAGUUGCAGCGAAAUGCUGCCGCCUCAGAAACAAAGCUGGAACGAAGAACAAUGUAGGUAGCACAGCACUUUGGUUUGCUAUGUUUCAAGAGGCGAGUAGGAGACACAACAACACGCGCAGUGGAUAGGGGCGGAAUUUGAAGGAAUUCACUGUUAUCAGAUAGCAAUGUGCAGAAAAGAAAUAGACCCUCUUCGUUCCAUAGAACAAAAGGGUGUUGUUAGUAAAUGAACGAGCUUGGAGGACCGGGCAAUAGUAGGCCGCUGAUGAUAUAUUAGGGCAGGACUGUUGUGGUACUGGCAAUAAGUUAUACAGCUUUGAAGCUGUAAGAAAGUCUUAGUCUGCUUCGGAAGUUUUUUUUUUUGUUUGUUUGUUUUUUAAGCAGACUCAGCUGCUAUACUUAUCACAUUUUACUAAACACAGGGAAAGCAUUUCGGAGAAGAGCAGAGAGAGCCAGAUCUGACCUAGGGGUUCGAAAGUCAAAUGUUAAAUGGACAGUAGCUUCAUCACCACUGAUGUGAUUAAAGGCUUCUCAUAUAUAAAAGGUCAGAUAAUACACCUUCUUCUACCCCCUCUCCUUCCCUUCCACCGCCUUUCUGUGCCCCCCCCCCCCCCCACUCCAGUUGAGCCUUUAGACACUUUGGUUCGUAGCGUGCUAUUUCUGCAUCGGGCAGCGUAGGUACUGUGCCUGACCCAGCAGUCCAAACUGUUCUCUGUUUCAAAGUAAAGCACAUAUGGCAAACCUCUUACCGUCCAUGAGACUGAAAUAAAUUAUGAGUUUUUGAGGGGGAGAAGAUAGGACUUAUUUAUAAAAGGUGUAUAGAACACAAGGGAUAUAAAAAAAAAAAAAGAUUUUUUACUAAUAUAUAUUUUAGGAUGGCACAGCAUACACACCAGAAGAUGUGACCAUUCAUUUCUAGCAAUGAAAAAGUAAAAUUGGACAACUGUGCUUCUGGGGAAAAAUAACUUUAAUCCAAAAAUAACAAUAAGGAGAGUAAACACAAAAUUCACAAAGUCCUCUGAAAGCAUCUCACAGAAACAGUAGACUGGGAAAUACAAGCCCCCAAAUACCGGGAAAUCAAUGUUACUGCAUCAUCUGUUUAACAACGACAAGAUGUUCUGGCAUUUAUUGUCUGUGUUUGUGUUUUCCCUUGCCUUUCAGGCUGAAGUGUUCUUUAGACUCCAGUAGGUCACAGAGUGGAGGUUUCAAUUACAAUUUUAGAUUUGCGCAAUUCCCCCUCAACUCCUCACCACUCCCCUCCGCCCACCCGUUUACCCCCCCCAAAACACUUUCCCUGUUUAAAAAAAAAAAAAAAGUAAACACAAAACCUACUUUGUGCUAUGCAAAAUAGACAUCUUUAACGUCGUCCUGUUACUAUGGUAACGCUUCGCUUUCUGAAUUGGAAGAAAAAAAGAAACUGUAGCAACAGCAUUUCAAGGUUCUCAAACCUCCAGUGAGUACCUGCAAAAACGAACUGUCACAGAAAUGAUUUUUCUCUCUAUUUCCUAAACCUGAAAAUUACAUUAGUCCAAAAGUAUGUGAGUGCGUGUGUGAGUUUGGUGUAUGUGCACAUAUAUGUAUAAUAUAUACGACAUAUAUAUUAUAUAUAUUGUCUGUGUAAGGUAGCCAUGGUGACUAACCACAGUACAUAUGUAGGGUAUGGAUUUGGGGGGUUUGAAAAACAGUUACCCCAUAAUUAGCACGUCUUUUCAACCGGAGUAAAAUCAUGUUUGGAUUUUCAUUCUUUUUUUUUUUACAUUUGGGCUCUGUUUUCUUUCUUUAGAAGUGAUUGUACCACCUGAUCAAGUUAGUCCUGGCAAAACAAGCCGGAGGAGGGAGGGGUUGGAAAGAGCAAUGGAGGAGAUGACAUGGCAGAAGUUUCUACUGCUGGGGCAGCCCACAGCCCUAGGGUGGCUGCAGGGCCAGGGCAUCAUCAAUCGUAUUUAUUGAGCGCUUACUAUGUGCAGAGCACUGUACUAAGCGCUUGAAGGGAAGACGGGAGGCGGACCCUGCCCCUACAUUUUCUAGUCUUCUGCCCCUGGGGACUGCUGGAGGCAGGAAGGGUUGGGGUAGAAAUGGAGAGGAGGGACAUAGGAUUGGAAGCGUGCAGCCGAUGCACGGAGCUCUGUAGGGAGACGUACCCGACUGUUGGAGAGUGGAAAGGGGCACACCUGAAUUGUGGAAAACAUAAAAAUGGGGGCGGGAUAGAAAUGGGUCCAGAUAGGAUGAAACCUGAAAAAUCCAUAGCCUAAGCAUAUGCAGUUCUUUCCCUUUCCCCACCCUUUAUCUGUGUGAAUCUAAACAAGAUUUGCUUGUAAGCCAUUAGGAUUUCAUUUGGAGGGUGGGAAGAGGAGUGAAGAGAAAGAAUGAAAUCAAAUUUACGAAUCGUCCGUUGGCUACGUUUUGGUUGUGUAUGAAACUGUGAAAAAUCAGACGAAUUGAUGAAGAGUAAACUACAACCAAUUGAAAAAAAAAAGUGUACCGUGCGUCUUUUGUGUCUGGUGCAGAAUAUGACAAUCUACCAACUGUUCCUUAUUUGAAGUUGGUUCAGCUUUGGAAAGUUACUGUAAAUGCCUUUGCUUGUAUUAUCGUCCCUAGUCACCUGACUUUGGAAUUUGCACCAUCAUGUUUAAGUGAAGAUGCUGUAAAUAGAUUCAGAUUUACUGUAUAUGGAUUUGGGGUGUUACAGUAGCCUUAUUCACCUUUUUAAUAAAAUACACAUGAAAAAAGACAGAAAUGGCUUUUCUUAACCAGAUUGUGUACAUAGAGCAAUGUUGGUUUUUUAUAAAGUCUAAGCAAGAUGUUUUGUAUAAAAUUUGAAUUUUGCAAUGUAUUUAGCUACAGCUUGUUUAAAGGCAGUGUCAUUCCCCUUCGCACUGUAAUGAGGAAAAAAAUGGUAUCAAAGGUUGCCAAAUUGCUGCAUAUUUGUGCCGUAAUUGUGUACCAUGAAUAUUUAUUUAAAAAUUUCUUUGUCCAAUUUGUAACACAGUAUUAUGCUUGAGUUAUAAAUAUUUUUUCUUUCCUUUUUUUUUUUAUAGCCUGUCAUAGGUUUUAAAA
Messenger RNA from Tachyglossus aculeatus (Australian echidna), 4850 nucleotides. It is a transcript of the gene EFNB2, whose product is annotated as ephrin B2. Lineage: Eukaryota; Metazoa; Chordata; Mammalia; Monotremata; Tachyglossidae. Gene Ontology annotation, cellular component: plasma membrane. The record is from RefSeq and is a predicted model, not a curated record. The transcript is spliced from 5 exons. Gene Ontology annotation, biological process: ephrin receptor signaling pathway; blood vessel morphogenesis; axon guidance. Gene Ontology annotation, molecular function: ephrin receptor binding. The coding region runs from base 31 to 1029 and encodes 332 amino acids.